Oryza sativa Japonica Group (Japanese rice) is the source of this 3065-nucleotide messenger RNA. Its product is annotated as endo-1,4-beta-xylanase 1. Gene Ontology annotation, molecular function: hydrolase activity, hydrolyzing O-glycosyl compounds. Gene Ontology annotation, biological process: carbohydrate metabolic process. Lineage: Eukaryota; Viridiplantae; Streptophyta; Magnoliopsida; Poales; Poaceae. The record is from RefSeq and is a predicted model, not a curated record.
UAACGGCCGGCCGGGGUUGUAAUGCACCAUGCGUGUCUGGGUCAAGUCCUAAGCUGAAGCAACCAUCCUGAACAAGGCAUAUCACAUCCCUGCAUGGAUGGAUGGAUGGAUUAACCGGCCCGGAUCGGGGCGAGAUCGAUCGAUGGAUAAAUGGGGAGAUCAAGUGAUCGUCAAGGUGAAAUUUAGACCGGUGUGGUGUGUGUGUGGGGAAUUUGAUGAUCUUGUGUAGCUUGCAAUCCCAGGCACAUUUCUUGUUCUUUUGGUAAUUCGUUGGCCUCUCACUUUCCUGGGGUUUGAGAAUUUGAGUUUGUGAGUUUGGGCCGUCGUUAUUAUAUAUAGGUCACCAGUUCUUGGCAAUGGCGAUCAGAUCACAGUAAUCUGGUAAUUAGCCAGCUCAAGCGUGGUUGAUUAGUUGACUGAUCACGAGCAGUGACGAGUUGGUUGUGAUCGACGAGCUAGUUUUGUUGUGUGCAAUGGCGAUCGGCGGCGACGCGGGGCAGGUGGUUGGCGAUGGCGGCGCCGGUGCCGGCGACGACAACAUCAUCCUGAACCCGGAGUUCGACAGCGGGCUGGACAACUGGUCCGGGAGCGGGUGCAAGAUCGAGCUGCACGACUCGCUCGACGACGGCAAGGUGCUCGCCGUCAGCGGCAAGUACUUCGUGGCGGCGACGGGGAGGACGGACACGUGGAACGGCGUGCAGCAGGACGUCACGUCGCGGCUGCAGCGGAAGCUGCUGUACGAGGUCGCCGCCACGGUGCGCCUCUCCGGCGCCGCCGCGACGCCGUCGCCGUGCGAGGUCCGGGCCACCGUCGCCGUGCAGAACACCGACGGCCGGCAGCAAUACAUCAGCGUCGCCAAGUCGCCGGCGGUGUCGGACAAGGAGUGGGUGCAGCUGCAGGGGAAGUUCCUGCUGAACGGCACGGUGGCCAAGGCGGCGAUCUACAUCGAGGGCCCACCUGCCGGCGUCGACCUGCUGCUCGACAGCCUUGUGGUCAAGCACGCCCAGAAGGCCACGCCGGCGCCGGCGCCGGACUUCAAGAACCUGGAAUAUGGCGCGAACAUCCUGCAGAACAGCGACCUGGACGACGGCGUGAACGGGUGGUUCGGGCUCGGCUCGUGCGCGCUCUCCGUCCACGGCGGUGCGCCGCGCGUGCUCCCGCCCAUGGCGCGGCAGUCGCUGUCGCCGCUCGACGGCGACGACGGCGACGGCGACGAGCCGCUCAACGGGAAGCACAUCCACGUCACGAACCGGGCGCAGACGUGGAUGGGCCCCGCGCAGGUCAUCACCGACAGGGUGACGCCGUACGCGACGUACCAGGUGUCGGCGUGGGUGCGCGUCGGCGGGCAGCAGGCGGCCGGCAAGCCGCAGAACAUCAACGUCGCCGUCGCCGUCGACAGCCAGUGGCUCAACGGCGGGCAGGUCAUGGCGCUGGACGAGCGGUGGUACGAGAUCGGCGGGUCGUUCCGCGUCGAGUCGUCGUCCACGCCGCCGUCGCGCGUGAUGCUCUACGUCCAGGGCCCCGACCCCGGCGUCGACCUCAUGGUCGCCGGCCUCCGCGUGUUCCCCGUCGACCGCAAGGCCCGCGCCAAGCACCUCCGCAAGCUCACCGACAAGGUGCGCAAGCGCGACGUGGUGGUGAAGGUGACGGCGGCGGCGGGCGGCGCCGCCGCCGCCGACGGCGUGGAGGUGCGGGUGCGGCAGGUGUCGAACAGCUUCCCGCUGGGCGCGUGCAUCAUGCGGACCAACAUGGACAACGAGGACUACGUGGACUUCUUCACCAAGCACUUCAACUGGGCGGUGUUCGGGAACGAGCUCAAGUGGUACUGGACGGAGCCGGAGAAGGGGCAGCUCAACUACGCCGACGCCGACGACCUCCUCAAGCUCUGCGCCGACCACGGCAUGUGCGUGCGCGGCCACUGCAUCUUCUGGGAGGUGGACAGCGCGGUGCAGCAGUGGGUGAAGGCGCUGCCCGCCGACGAGCUCUCCGCCGCCGUGGCCAGCCGCAUCAACGGCCUCCUCACCCGGUACAAGGGCAAGUUCCGGCACUACGACGUCAACAACGAGAUGCUGCACGGGUCCUUCUACCAGGACAAGCUCGGCGCCGGCGCGCGCGCCGCCAUGUUCCGGGCGGCGAGCGAGCUGGACCCGGAUGCGCUGCUGUUCGUCAACGACUACAACGUCGAGGGCGCGUGCGUCGACGUCCGCGCGACGCCCGAGGCGUACAUCGCGCAGGUGACCGGGCUGCAGGAGCAGGGCGCGGCGGUGGGCGGCGUCGGGCUGCAGGGCCACGUGACCGCGCCCGUCGGCGCCGUCGUGCGCGCGGCGCUCGACCGGCUCGCCGUGCUGGGCCUGCCGCUGUGGUUCACGGAGCUGGACGUGUCGUCGGCGAACGAGCACGUCCGCGCCGACGACCUGGAGGCGAUGCUCCGGGAGGCGUACGCGCACCCGGCGGUGGACGGCGUCGUGCUCUGGGGGUUCUGGGAGCUCUCCAUGAGCCGCGACGACGCCCACCUCGUCGACGCCGAGGGGGAGGUGAACGAGGCCGGCCGCCGCCUGCUGCAGCUCAAGCGGGAGUGGCUCACCCGCGCGCACGGCCGCGCCGACGGCAACGGCGAGUUCAGGUUCCGGGGCCACCACGGCGCGUACCACGUCGACGUCGUCACGCCCGCCGGCGCCAAGAUCUCCCAGGAGUUCACCGUCGACAAGGAUGACGCGCCGCUCGUGCUCAACAUCACCGUGUGAUAAUAAGAAGAAAAAUGAAGUUUAUUAUUCUACAUAAUUAAUUAAUUAAGCCCAGAACGCCGUGCUACUAGAACAAUUAACUAAAUAAUGGGCUAGUCAAAUUCAUUUUUUUUAUCAUUAACUUGAUCAUGAUAUAUACGCUCACAAAAAUAUGGGAUAUAUAUCAUAAUUGUCGCGAAGAAUAUGCAACUAUAUAUGCAAGCGUGAAUAUCUACAUAUACAUAUAAAAUUGUGUGGUGUGUAUUGCUGUGUGUUAUUGCUGAAGAUAUAAUUGUAAAUUCUUCUUUUGGCUUCAAAAAAAAAUUUUAAUUUGCACUUGCA